AUGGGUCUCCAAUUCCUUGCGCCAGGGGAAAAGGUCUUUCCAAGCUUGCAUCGCAUCAUCAUCUCCACCUUCGCUUUAAUUGCAGCCUACAUCUUCAUCGUCCGCCCCUUGCGAAACAUCCUAUUUCAUCCGCUCAAAAAGUACCCUGGCCCCAAGCUCUUCGGUGCAUCCUCCAUUCCGUAUGGCUUUUACUACAUGACGGGAAAAUGGCACCUCAAGAUCCGCAAUCUACAUGCCACCUACGGCCCCAUAGUGCGCAUAGGCCCCGAUGAGCUCUCAUAUGCAUGCCCAGAAGCCUGGGAAGACAUUUAUGGGCGCUAUGUCCCUACUAAACGCAGAGAGAAUCCGAAACCGGUAUGGUACUGCAGUCCAGAUGCGCACGACAUGGUCGGUGCUAGUCUAGGAGACCACGGUCGUAUGCGUCGCGUCAUGGCACCGGGUUUUACGUACAGCGCCAUGUGCAAGCAAGAGCCGCUCAUCAAGGGCCAUGUGGACAUGUUUCUGUCCAAGUUGUGCAGUUUGUGCGGAGAUGGACGGGCGGAAGUGAACAUUCUAGACUGGCUCACUUACUGCACAUUCGAUCUGAUUGGUGACCUGUCGUUCGGAGAGCCGUUUGGCUGCAUGGAAAAUAACAUGCUGCACCCAUGGCUACAGCUGGUUUUCGCAAACAUCUACAUUACGCACAUCAUUCUGCUGUGCCAGCGCAUCCCAUUCUUCUAUCUAUUUUUGCCGAUCAAGACGACAUACCAAUUGUGGCGCGAUUUCAGAAGGCAUGUCGUCCUUUUGCGAGAGGUUGUGGAGCGUCGACUGUCGCUAUCCACACCGAGGGACGAUUUUUUGGAUGUCAUGACGACUAAGCAGACCAGUACUCUGUACAUGACCAAGGAAGAAAUCUUUAAAAAUGCGAUUCUGUUGACGGGCGGUGGCGCGGAGACGACGAGUAGUAGUUUGUCAGGAAUGAUGUACAUGCUAACGAUGAGACCGGACGUCAAGGAGAAGAUCUUAGAAGAGUUGCGCGACACUUUUCCAAGCGAAGAUGACAUCAACAUGAGAAGUGUCGCGCAGCUGACAUACACAGGAGCAUUCAUCGAGGAAUCGAUGAGGUAUUAUCCUCCGGGUCCAAACACAAUGUGGCGUAUAACACCGCCUGCUGGAAACACGAUCUUGGGCGAUUACAUUCCUGGAAAUACUAUAGUCGGCAUCCCGCACCGGGUCCUCUACCGCAGCGAAGCUUAUUGGAAGGAUGCUGACGGAUUCCGCCCCGAACGUUGGCUUCCUGAUAGCCAGCGCCCAGCCGAGUUUGAUGAGGAUAAAAGAGAAGGCUUUCAUCCUUUUUCUUACGGUCCUCGUGCUUGCAUCGCGAUGAAUCUAGCUUACGCAGAAAUGCGGUAUAUCCUGGCAAGGUUCUUGUGGCAUUUUGACAUCGAGGCUACCAAGGAGAGCAAGAAGUGGAUGGAUGAUCAAAAAGCGUAUUUGGUUUGGGAUAAACCAGGUUUGUUCGUGCAUCUGAAACCAAGGGCUGGGGUCAAGGUUGCUGCAUAG
Molecule: messenger RNA, 1542 nt
Organism: Parastagonospora nodorum SN15
Lineage: Eukaryota; Fungi; Ascomycota; Dothideomycetes; Pleosporales; Phaeosphaeriaceae
Exons: 3
Coding region: 1-1542 (513 amino acids)
Molecular function (GO): monooxygenase activity; heme binding; oxidoreductase activity, acting on paired donors, with incorporation or reduction of molecular oxygen
Source: RefSeq, a predicted model, not a curated record